Molecule: messenger RNA, 1532 nt
Organism: Cuscuta campestris
Lineage: Eukaryota; Viridiplantae; Streptophyta; Magnoliopsida; Solanales; Convolvulaceae
Source: the annotation of a GenBank genome assembly
AUAUACAUUCUCAUAUGGCGCUUGGGAGCAAGGGAAAGGGCGUUAAUGAUCCCAUCCAAACGAGCGCCCCAUCAGCUCUCCAAGAGAUCAAAUCAUACUCCGUAUAAACUGUACUUUGUCUCAGCGCUGCUGCUAAAAACCAUUGAUUCUCCAUUUCCCUGUUUCUCUGAAUCUCUCUACUCGGACUCGGAACCCGCAUAGAGCGAUUCUAUUUAUCUUGGCGCUGCUCAUGGCCAAUUCUGCCGUCUCUCAGAUUCCAAUCGCGGUCGCUCUGAAUCCAGAAUUCUCCAUCCGACGAUCCGUAUUUAAGGCUAACACAUUAGGUUUCAGUCAUAAAUUUGGAACGAGUAUCCAAUGUUUUGGCCUGAAAACAUCAAAUGGAAAAUUCAGGAGAGACACUUUGGUUUGCAUGUCUCUGCAACAAGCCAGCCAAUGCAAAGUGCAUGUUUCACCUCUGUCACUAGAAGAUGCAAAGGAACCUCCAUUGAAUCUGCACAAACCUAAGGAGCCAUACACGGCAACAAUUGUCUCUGUUGAGAGGCUUGUAGGACCAAAUGCUCCCGGGGAGACUUGCCAUGUUGUGAUUGAUCAUGGUGGAAAUCUUCCUUACUGGGAAGGACAAAGCUAUGGUGUUAUUCCUCCUGGUGAGAACCCAAAGAAACCAGGUGCUCCUCACAACGUUCGUCUAUAUUCAAUUGCAUCUACACGAUAUGGAGAUUCUUUUGAUGGGAAAACAGCAACUUUGUGUGUCAGGCGUGCUGUCUACUAUGAUCCCGAUACAGGAAAAGAAGAUCCUUCGAAAAAAGGCGUUUGCAGCAAUUUCCUAUGUGAUUCAAAUCCCGGAGACAAAGUGCAAAUCACUGGUCCUUCUGGCAAGAUUAUGCUUCUCCCUGAAGACAACCCAAGUGCUACACACAUUAUGAUCGCAACUGGUACAGGUGUAGCUCCUUAUAGAGGGUACCUCCGUCGUAUGUUUAUGGAAUCUAUCCCAACAUUCAAGUUUAACGGCCUUGCUUGGCUCUUCCUUGGGGUGGCCAACAAUGAUAGUCUUCUGUAUGAUGAGGAGUUCACCAAAUAUCUCAAGGACUAUCCAGAUAAUUUCAGGUACGACCGUGCUCUUAGCAGAGAGCAGAAGAACAAGCGAGGGGGGAAGAUGUAUGUUCAGGACAAAAUUGAAGAGUACAGCGAUACGAUGUUCAAGCUGCUUGACGAAGGGGCCCACAUAUACUUCUGCGGGCUGAAGGGAAUGAUGCCUGGGAUUCAGGAUACGUUGAAGCGGGUGGCAGAGGAUAGAGGGGAGACAUGGGAGUCGAAGCUCUCGCAACUCAAAAGGAAUAAACAGUGGCACGUUGAAGUGUACUGAUACGUAUUUGAAGUUCUCGUAUACAAUUACGGAGUAAAUCAUUUACUAUCAUUCUUGAAAGGUUAGUCCCAGAAUCACCCUGUGUUUGUGAUUAACGUGAUUUCAUGUUGUGUAAAACUUGAGUUUCUUUUUUGAAUUUUUUGACAUGGAAUAAAAUUUUCUAAACUGA